Messenger RNA from Dipodomys ordii (Ord's kangaroo rat), 2980 nucleotides. It is a transcript of the gene Orc2, whose product is annotated as origin recognition complex, subunit 2. The record is from RefSeq and is a predicted model, not a curated record. Gene Ontology annotation, biological process: DNA replication. Gene Ontology annotation, cellular component: nuclear origin of replication recognition complex; nucleus. The transcript has 18 exons. Gene Ontology annotation, molecular function: DNA replication origin binding. Lineage: Eukaryota; Metazoa; Chordata; Mammalia; Rodentia; Heteromyidae. The coding region runs from base 244 to 2076 and encodes 610 amino acids.
CAGAGCUUUGCGGGCUUUCGGUUUGUGUCCGCGGCGGCCUGGUUUAGGAGAACUCGGCCACUGACGUUCCGGCCGGAGCUGCCUUCCCGGCCACCGGCCGCGGCUCAGCAGGGCGGCAGGAACCGCGCUCUCGGGAGACCUAAGCUCUGGGGACCCCUGCUUCUCAGUGUUGCCGUAGCUCCGGACUUGCGAGGUGACUGAAUUUUCCAGCUACAGAAUGCAUAGCACCUUAAAAGGUUGGCCAUGAUGAGUAAAGUGGAGUUAAAGGAAGAUCAGAUGCUGGAGGUUCAAUUUGUGGGCGAUGAUGAUGUUCUUAAUCAUAUUCUUGACAGAGAAGGAGGAGCUAAAGUAAAAAAGGAGAAAACGCAGCUUUUGGUUAACCCCAAGAAAAUAAUAAAGAAGCCAGAAUGUGAACUGGAGGAAGGUGACCAGGAAGUCUUAAAGGAUCAGAACUAUGUGGAAGUUUUGGGAAGAAAUGUUCAAGAAUCCUGGAAAAAUGGUUCUGCUGCAGAUGGUGGGAAUAAAGUUUACUCUUUUCAGAAUAGAAAACCUCCUGAAAAGAUGGCUAAAUUAGCUUCAGAACUCGCAAAAACCCCAAGAAAAAGUGUUUCAUUAAGUCUGAAGAAUGAGUCUGAAAUUAUGAUAAACAUUCCUCAAAGUAGCAAGGAGUAUUCUACAUCAGACAAAGUUCAGCAGAAGUUUAGUAGGACAUACCUAUAUUCUGAAGAAGCAGGCACUGGUAGCUCACACCUGUAUUCCUAUCUACUCCUAUCUACUGAGAUUUCCCACACUCUUUGUUACUCCAUUAUGACUCUUUUGUCAAACCGUCAAAUCUCCCAGUUGCUUUUCUCUUCCACAGUGUCAAAAUCUAAUUCUGACAGUGAAAGUGACUAUUCUGCUUCCAACUCGGAGGACGGUGAAGGCGUUGCAAAGGAAUGUGAAGACACUAAUUCGGUCAUGUUCUGCCAAAAGCUUCAAGCUCAGACUAGAGUAGUUUCAGAAACUGUUUGCAAAGGAACACCUCCUAAGAAAAUGAAGAGAGAUAAAACAAGUGACUUAGUGGAAGAAUAUUUUGAAGCUCAUAGCAGUUCAAAAGUUUUAACCUCAGAUAAAACGCUGCAGAAACUGAAAAGACCUAAAUUGGAUCAGCAAACUCUGCGUAAUUUAUUGAGCAAGUUUUCUCCUUCCUUUUCUGCUGAAAUUAAACAAUUAAAUCAACAAUAUGAAAAAUUAUUUCACAAGUGGAUGCUGCAGUUACACCUUGGGUUCAACAUUGUGCUUUAUGGUUUGGGUUCUAAGAGAGAUUUACUAGAAAAAUUUCGAACCACUGUGCUGCAAAAUUCCAUUCAUAUUGUCAUCAAUGGCUUCUUUCCUGGAAUCAGUGUGAAAUCAAUCCUGAAUUCUAUAACACAGGAAGUCCUCAAUCAUAUGGGCACCUUCCGAAGUGUACUGGAUCAACUAGACUGGAUAACAAACAGAUUUAAAGAAGAUCCUUCCUUAGAACUCUUCCUUCUUAUUCACAAUUUGGAUAGCCAAAUGUUGAGAGGAGACAGUAGCCAGCAAAUUAUCGGACAGUUGUCAGCUUUGCACAACAUACACCUUAUAGCAUCUAUUGAUCACCUCAAUGCUCCUCUCAUGUGGGAUCAUGUAAAGCAGAGUCUUUAUAAUUGGCUGUGGUACGAAACUACUACAUACAGUCCUUAUAGUGAAGAAACUUCCUAUGAGAAUUCUCUUCUGGUUAAACAGUCUGGAUCUCUACCACUUAGUUCUCUGAUUCAUGUCUUACGGAGCCUUACUCCUAAUGCAAGGGGGAUUUUCAGGCUACUAAUAAAGUAUCAGCUGGAUAACCAGGAUAACCCUUCCUACAUUGGACUUCCUUUUCAAGAUUUUUACCAGCAGUGUCGAGAAGCAUUCCUUGUUAAUAGUGAUCUGACACUCCGCGCUCAACUAACUGAAUUUAGGGACCACAAACUUAUAAGAACAAAGAAGGGAACAGAUGGAGUAGAGUAUUUAUUUAUUCCUGUUGACAAUGCAACAUUGACUGACUUCUUGGAGAAGGAAGAGGAGGAGGCUUGAGGCUGCCCUUUCACUCUUGAACCUUCCAUGGGUGUUUGUACUCCAGCUGCCACUCCUAGUCAAGUGUGGGUUUACCCCCAACAUUCUUUUAUCAGCUUCUAAGAUUUAGUAUUUCGAGAGGUGCUGUCAUCAAUUAGAACAUUUAAGUAGACAGACUGGUGCACCAUCUCUAAUACUAUGCAGUGGUCCUCAAGUUGGAAAAAAAAUGUGCCUUUCAUCCAUUACCUCUCUGGAGACUUCUUGCUGCGAUGAACAGUGUGCUCAGGGACUAUUUGGAACUGGAUGUUUUUGAAUUCUUUUAUACUAGAGAUACUAUUCCUAAUUUUCUGAGGGCCUUUUAACACGCUGGGGCUGAUUGAUUGCAAGUAUGCUUGUUCUAGAAUAUGGAAGUACAAAGACAGGAAUUUUAUUAAGUGUGCUCUAUGUAUUGGAACUGGUGAGUGAAUUAAGCACCAUCACUGUUUCUGAAAGAAAAGGUAGAUGGAAAAGCAGUAGGUGAUCUUGCUUGGUCCUUUUGGAUUUAGGUCCACACUUGAGGUGGGAGAGUGGGAGAAGUACAAGGAGUAUAUAGGGUGUAUACCCAAUCCCGAAAGCACAUGGACCACGAGUCACGGUAUGGUUAAUUGUCCAGGGACCUUGGCUUUCAUGAUAGAAGUGAGAAGCCAGGCUACAGAAAAUAAUCCUAAAUUGCAUUGUAGUAAUUGCUUUCAGAACAGAAAAUAAAAACGUCAUUAUUGUAAAUGGACAUUCUUCUCUUUUAAAUUACAUGCAGAUGGGUAGCAUAGUAAUGGCUGACUAGAAAAAUUUUGAUUUCGUUAGUAAGUGGCCACAAAAAUGACUGAAAGAUAAUUCCAUUUUGCUCUUAAGGUGACUAUUUCAAGUCUUCUAAAUAGGUGAGCCCCUU